GGCCGGACUGAGCAGUCGCAGUGGCCAAACUCGCCUCGCCAUUAAACCAACAACAACGUCGGAGAGAGGUCGUAUCGGGACGGGAGCGUCCGUCGAAAACAUCGUGCGUUCUCUGAGUAAUUUUUUUAACGUUUGGGCCGAGUGCUAGCCGGCGUGGCUAGCCGUGAGAAACGAGUGAUAACAAUGUCAGCAGAAGUGCAGGCCGUUGUUAAAGUAGAGAGCAGGCUCAAUUCACCAGUGAAGAGAGGUCAGCCGACAGUUCAGACGAAUCUCACCGCAAAGAGGCCGAAGGGGGAAGACGGCAAAUUCAAGUUCACCAAGAAACGUUCGCAGAUCUUCUCUGGUGGAAAGAUGUUCCCGCCGUAUAAAAAACGGAAAAAAGAAGUCCACAUACCACCAACAAAAUUCCUCCUAGGCGGAAACAUUAGGGACCCUCUGAACCUGAACAGCUUUCAGGAUGAAGAAAUCAAUAGGAGAAUGAACGCAGUGACGCCAGAGUCUUCGCCGUUGCCAACACCUCAGCAUAGGAAAGGCCAAGUCGAGGUGAUAAUUCCGGCAAAUAUAAGGGACCCACUUAACUUAGCAGGAGGCGAAGAAGACAACUAUGCAUACGAAGCUUCAUUCCUUUCAUCACAAACCAAAAGGGUGAAAAAGAAAAACAAGAAAAAAAGACAACGGUCCUCAACAGGUUCAGGAAAAGAAGACAACGCUGAUUUCAAAUCUGAUGAGUCAAAGAGUGAUGAAAUGAUCGUAGAACAAGAGCCUCCAGUCGAGGAGACAGUACAACCUGUUGAGAAAGUUGAAGAGAAGGUCGAUGUCAAAGUGGAGGAAGAGAUGCCACAAACUCCUGUAGAAAUGCCUGCAAAGCCUGUCGUACUCGAGCUGCCAGUCGUACAGGGCGAUUUUGCGCCCAAAGAGGCCACUAAAAGGCCCAAGCCGGCUGACAAAGAAUCACCUGUUGCAGAAAAAGAAAAGAACAAAGUUCGGAAGGUGUUCGACACAAAAGACAAAAUUGUGAGCCCGGUUGUACCACAGCCUGGGGCCUGGGCACCAACACACAGGUUCCGAGGGGGCAAGCAGGCACCAAGACCUGCACAGAAUACUCCAAACUUCAAAGAAAAAAACAAGAGGUUUCAGUAUGGAAAUUACAAUAGGUAUUAUGGUUAUAGAAAUCCAGGACAAGAAGUUGACCCAAGGCUAAAGCUAUUUGCAAAGAUGAACAAUGUUUUUGAAGGAAAGGAUGUUUUAGACAUAGGCUGCAAUACUGGCCACGUUACAAUAAGCUUAGCAAGGGACUUCAAAGCAAGAAAAGUUGUCGGUCUAGACAUAGACAAAAGUCUGAUUGACGCUGCCAAAGCUAAUAUAAGAAAGAAGUACACUAACUCAAAAAAUUUCCCUGUCUCAAUGCCACUAGUCUACGGGUCACUGGAAGUUCCAGGAAUACCAUCUUCUGAAAUGUUUCCUUACAACGUUUCAUUUGUACAGGGCAAUUAUGUUUUGGACAAUGAUGUCCUUAUCGACAUAGAGCAGCCGCAAUUCGAUGUCAUCCUCUGUCUGAGCGUGACGAAAUGGCUCCAUUUAAACUGGGGUGAUGAAGGACUAAAACGGGCUUUUGUCCGCAUGUACAAACAGCUGAGGCCAGGAGGUGUCCUCAUCCUUGAACCGCAGUCCUGGGGUUCUUAUAAAAAUAAAAAGAACAUAACGGAGACCAUGUGGAGGAACUACUCAAAAAUCAAGCUUCUACCGUCAAUGUUCACCGAGCAUUUGCUGUCCGAGGUCGGAUUCAGCAAAUGCGAGGUGAUCGGUGCACCGUUCCACACAGUCAAGGCUUUCCAGAGGCCGAUCAAAGUAUACACGAAGGCGAAGGCAAGCGAGACCCAGGAAGAGGUCACCCCUGAGCCCAUGCAUGAUAUCACAGGGCAGCAGACUGAAAACCUUAGUUGAUAGAACAAUGUAUAAAAAAAAUAAAAAUAAAGAAAGCUUUACUUAAUUGAAUAAGAAAAAGAUGUUUACCAUUUUUAUUUUUAUUUGUUAUUUAUCUCCUCUUUUUUUCUCACACCAAAGAGCUGUGGAUUGUAUAUUUUUGUAAAAUAUAUUUCUUUUCUUCUUAUUUUUUUUUAUUACUUUUUUUUUGUAAAUGGUGUCGAAAUGUAAAUAUUGUAAAUUUAGAAAGAGACAGAUUAUAUUUGUAGAUUUGAAUGUGUAAUCUAAUUGUACAAAAAGCGGCAUUUCCAUCAUGAAAGUGUAUAUUUUAUUAAGGAUAACGGCGUUGAUGAAAUACAAUAAUUGUCACUGGUUAAAAAAAGUGUCUGGACGAUUCAAAUUUUCAAAUAUAAUGAUUUCAUAAUGGGACUGCCUUUAAUUGCUGGAUUUGAAAAUUUGCUAGAAAUACCUAGUUGUUCAGUUUCAAAAACUGAUAUUUUUCCACACAAUUUAAUCAUGUAAAGUAACUGUGCGCAAAUUUAUUAUAUUAUUUUGGCGAGUAAAUUUAAAAUUUUGUAUUUUUUUCCCCCGAAGUCAAAGGAAAAUGUGGAUGUCAGCUUUCCUUUUCUCAUUGUUUUUAGAUUUUAAGUUAAAUUAAGUGUUGAAAAAUUCAGUUACCUUAACAAAAAUGUUACUUUUUGUUUAAUAGAAGACAUCAAAUAAAAUAAUUAGCUUGUGUA
This is a messenger RNA of Cimex lectularius (bed bug), 2663 nucleotides long. Its product is annotated as probable RNA methyltransferase bin3. Gene Ontology annotation, molecular function: RNA methyltransferase activity; O-methyltransferase activity; snRNA binding. Gene Ontology annotation, biological process: snRNA modification. Bases 184 to 1944 code for a protein of 586 amino acids. The record is from RefSeq and is a predicted model, not a curated record. The transcript is spliced from 6 exons. NCBI's taxonomy places the organism in Eukaryota, Metazoa, Arthropoda, Insecta, Hemiptera, Cimicidae.